UCAUUCCUUCACAACGGGUGAAUUACACUGGGGCAAUUCUAGAUUCUCGAUCAACGAGAGCCUUUCUUCCCCAAGAACGGGCUAUAAAACUCUACAAUGCAAUUCAGCAAUUCCGUCCCCAUGCUUUGGUCACUGCACACCAUGCCCAGCGACUACUUGGACUCAUGGCAUCAACAACAUCAGUGAUUCAGCACGCAUGCCUCAAAAUCUGGUCUUUACAGGUGUGGUAUCUCUCCCUCUUCAACCCAAUAUCAGACUCUCCCAUGAUGUUACUGAGAGUCACACCCGAACUAGCAGCCCAGCUAGAAUGGUGGAACACACCACACCAUCUAUUCAUCAGCAGACCUUUCACACCACUUCAACUCACCAUGCAAAUAACCACAGACGCAAGCCCAACUGGUUGGGGAGCUCAUUGCAAUUGUCUCCACAUUCACGCCCUCUGGGCUCCCUCAGAAAAACAUCUGCAUAUAAACACCCAAGAACUGCUAGCCAUUUUCAAGGCUCUUCAUGCCUUCGAACCACCUGUCAUGGGGGGUACUGCCAUUCAAAUAACAACAGACCACACCACAGCUCUUGUCUAUAUCAAUAAAUAGGGUGGCACUCAUUCUCUACCACUACUCUACCUCACAGUGCAAAUCCGGGAAUGGUGUCUCGAACGCCAUAUAUUCCCAAUAGCAAUCCAUAUCUCUAUAAGCCAAAACCAACUGGCAGAUGCCUUGAGCAGAUGCAUCACCCAGAUGUACGAGUGGACCCUCGACAACACCAUCUUCCAUCAACUCCCCAAUCUCUCGGGUUACCCUCAGAUAGACAUCUUCGCAUCGACGGAAAAUGCAAAAUGCCCUCUAUAUUAUUCCAGAGCAGGAAUCGGUCAAGGCUCCCUAGGCAAUGCUCUCAUGACAUCGUGGACACCAGGCCUAAUUUAUCUCUUCCCUCCUAUUCCCCUUCUCCUCAGGACUAUUGUCAAAUUGUGUCAGGAACACGCCAACGUGAUCGUAAUCGCCCCAUGGUGGCCCAGACACCAUGGUUCACCCUGCUCCACUCAAUCUCAACAGAUUUCAACUGUCUCCCUCUUAUAUUCGUCAUAUACCCACCCAGAACCGAGGUCGAACCUUUCACCCCAACAUUCACACUCUCCAUCUUAUAGCAUGGAGGAUUUACCCACUGUAGCUUCUAUCCUAGCGAGUGCCAGGAAACCUGUGACCACUCAAUUAUAUUCAUAUAACUGGUCCGCCUUUAUUAAGUUUGUGACUCAACGUCACCUUCCUACUAUGCCUACAACUCUCCCUGCCGUCCUACAAUUCCUGACUCAUCUUUUUAACAGAAAGCUUUCUCUUUCUACUCUUAAGGUCUACCUAUCUGCCAUAGUAGCCCAUCAAGCACGAGACUCAGAUGCCGCUACACUCUUUCACCACCCCACUGUAAAGCAAUUUCUUGGGGGAGUCUCCAAGAUGCCACCUACUAGACCCCACCUCCCUAUGCAGUAGUCCUUGCAUACCGUCCUCUGACGCCUUACGUUAUCACCAUUUGAACGUAUGGCUAUGACUUCUGAUCACCUUGUUAUGCUUAAGACCAUCUUCCUUACCACCAUCUAGCUCACAGAGCUUCAGAGAUCACUGCUCUUCGCAUUGAUCCUCCCUUCCUUCAAUUCCACCUGGAUAAAGUCACCCUUUACCCUGAUGUGUCUUUCCUCCCUAAGGUUGUCUCGGAUUUCCACCUUCAUCAACCCAUUAUCUUACCUACCUUUUUUCCGUCGCCUACCUGUGACCUGGAACGCUUUCUCCACCUUCUGGAUGUUAGGAGAGCACUGGUUUUUUACAUCUUCAGAUCUGCGUCUUUCUGCAAAUCCAAGAGACUGUUUGUUUCUACACAAUUUACCGCAUAGAGGAUCUCUUGUUUCUGCCCAAACUAUCUCUAAAUGGAUAGUGGCAACUAUCUGCCUUGCGUAUCAAUUGGAGAACAAGCCUCUUCCUGCUGGAAUUAAGGCUCAUUCUACAAGGGCAUUGGUCACUUCUACAGCUUUCCUCAGGGGUGUUUCUGUCCCUGAUAUCUGCAGAUCUGACUAUCUGCAGAUCUGCCACAUGGUCCACACCGUCCACCUUUGCCUCGCAUUAUCGUUUGGAUCUAAGGGCAAAGUCAGAUGCUACGUUUGGAUGAGUGGUUUUGUCAGCUGUUCUUCCGUGAUGUCCCUCCUCCGGACAGAGGCCAUGAAGAAGAAACAAUUCAUCCUGGACAAGUCUCCUAUUCCUUUCAAUGUCUGGAAGGCCGUUCAGAAGCAGCUUUCUCGGUGGCAGCUCCCAGGGGAUGGAAGAGGCUGUCCCUCAGGAGACCUCCGUGGCUUCAGCAGAGGAGUGAAUGAAGUCUGAAGGCCCUGGAAUCUUAUCGCAGUGGAUACGCAGGCAACACUUCUGCCAGCUGAGUGCGUCCUACUCCUGUGGGUUACCUCCCCCAACAGUCCCUGCUGGGAUGAGCUGAGAAUGGUCACAGGUCUUGACUUGCUGCUGCACUUUAAUGCUUGCCCUGUUUGGAUAAGCUAAUAAGAUCAGUGUACACCCACUCUGGAAGUGUCCACUUGCAGGGCGCGCUCCCUCCUCUGUCAACAGCUAAACUGCCUCAGUGGCUGCCCCUGUAUAUUUGGCAGCCGCUAGCCUGUGACAUAUCUUGAUUUUUACCUUCCGCCACUUCAGUGGCCGGGGUUUCAGUCCCAGCUUUGCCAGUGGGAUCAUCUUGUUUGGGAUACACAAGGGGUCAUGCAACAAGAAUGGCUUAUAAGCCCACGCGGGGAACAAGCUUGCUGGUGGUUGGCUCUUGCUCCCCCGAGAGUUAUCCCUGGUGAGCCUGGCAAGCCCUUCGCCUUUGCCUCCACCAGUUAGUUGCCCUUGGUGCCUCAGGAGGCCCCCUCCCCCUCCCCUGGGCUCAGCAGCAUCUCUCUCCUUUCCUGAUCUCCCCAAUACAAAAGCCUUUUGGAUAGGGUGGAUUAAGAUGCCCGUCCGCUUCCUCCUAAACUGGAUUAGCACCCCUGUCUGUGGGUCCUAGAUCGAUCGAUCAAUGUUACCCUUCCCUGGGUGGCACAGGGUCUUCUGGGAUCUCUGUGUCCAAAUGAUAGGACUUUCCCUUGGGGCUCUCCACUGGGUGGCCCCUGGUGUCCUCUUGUUCCAUCACCACCUCCGGUAGCAAAUCCCCAGUUUGUAUGGACCGCUUGACCUCCUUCCCUUCAUUCUCAUUUUUCUUUUCUCCUCCCUCUGCUGCCUCUCAGUCCUCUCUUACAGAGUUCCUAUGUUCCACGGGUUCUUUUUCUCAUCUAGGGGUCGAUCCUCCAUUCCUUGGGGUGUUUUGCCUGACCUGCCCCUUCCUGUGUCCUUGGAUGAACCCCCUCCUCUUUGCCACCAGGGCCUUCCUGGGUUUCAGGUUCUCUCAGGGAGUCCUACGUCAGAGUUGUCUCUCUUCAAGGUGGGGGACUCGGCAGGUUGCAGGGAAGGCGAGAGGGCCCUUAGACAGAGCCCCUUCACUACUUACUGUCUCCGUUC
Molecule: messenger RNA, 3524 nt
Organism: Pogona vitticeps (central bearded dragon)
Lineage: Eukaryota; Metazoa; Chordata; Lepidosauria; Squamata; Agamidae
Source: RefSeq, a predicted model, not a curated record